CUUGAAACGGCGGAAACGCUACGAAGAAAAAUUCACAUGUUUUCAUCGAAUUUGGAAAGUUAUUGAUAAAAGUCACCAAUAAAGUUAAACGUGCGAUAUAGUGGAUACAAAAUACUGACAGGAAUAUACAUUACAAGAAAAAGAGACUUGACAACAAGACUACAAAAGGAUAUAACACACAUAUAUAUAUAAUGUCUCUACCAGCGCCUAACCAGGAAGUAAAGGCCGCAGUGGUUGUAGGGAUAGACUUUGGUACCACGUACAGUGGCUAUGCCUUCAUGUUUACCAGUGAUCCGACCUCCAUCUACACAGCAAUGGGAGAAGAGAGGGAACCCACAUGUGUGCUCCUUAACCCAGAUAAAACAUUCAACGCCUUUGGUAAACAGGCUUUAGAGAAGUAUGCAGAGUUAGAACCAGAGGAACAUCAGUCACACUAUUUUUUCCACCACUUCAAAAUGAAACUGUAUGAGAGUAAAAAACUCACAAGAGAAACGUUUAUCCUUGAUCAGACCGGAAAAGAUAUGAAAGCUAUGGAUGUUUACAGCAUUGUUUUGCAAUACUUUAAUAGAGCAGUUAUGCAACAAGUUGGGCAGGUGAAAAAUGAUCAACCCGUCCAGGGGUUUUCUUCAAAACACAUUCUAUGGAUGCUAUCAAUGCCGGCCAUUUGGACAGAAUACGCUAGAAAAUUUAUGCGAGAAGCUGCAACGAAUGCCGGACUGGAAAAUUUCAAACUGGUGUUGGAACCGGAGGCUGGUGCUUUGUAUGCCGUUGACAAACUUCUUAACAUAAGAGAGGUCAAGUCUGCAGAUAAGUUUCCAGUUGGACACAAGUAUAUCUUGGCUGACCUUGGUGGAGGAACAGUUGACAUUUGUGUUCAUGAAAUCGUUAAAGGUAGAAAUCUCUGCGAACUCUACAGAGCAACGGGCGACUAUGCUGGGGGCUCCAGAGUCAAUCAUGAAUUUGAACAGUUCUUUGUGAGAUUGUUUGGGGCUCCAGCACUUGAAAAUUUCAGAAGGAAUUGUACACAUUCGUAUCAGGAAUUUAUCCAGAAUAUAGAAAGAAAAAAAUGCAUGUUUUCACAAAACACAGAAAAAGUUACUUUAAUACUGGAUUCUGACUAUGUGACGUUAGUGGAAAAUGAUAAUGGCGAAACAAUAGAGGACAUGAUAUCAGGCUCAAGGUAUAGAGAUCGUGUUCACUACAAGAAAGCAGGACGCCGUCUUAUUGUAAACAAUGAUGUUGUGAAAGAGUUCUUUGACAGCUCUGUCGACGUUAUUAUUGCAAACUUGAAAGAGAUCCUGUCUGCUUGUCACGAGGACAUUAUAACUAGUCUACUGCUAGUUGGGGGAUACUCUGAGUCACCGUAUGUGAUAGAAAGAUUACAACGAGAAUUUUGUCAACUUCAAACUGUGAUAGUAAAAGAUGGGAGACUGGCCGUGAUGAAAGGGGCUGUGAUGAUGGGACUGAAGUCAAGAUGUAUCAUCCAGAGAAGGGCUAGAUUCACAUACGGGUUUAGGAAAACUGAGCUUUUUAUAGAAGGGGAGCACCUGGAACAGUUUAAGUACAAUCACGAUGGAAAGAUCUGGUGUAUCGGUGUGUUUGACAAGGUGAUACAGAAGGGUCAACUCCUGCAACACAAGCAAGAGUUUUCAAGGAAUUUCUGUAACGUUUUUAAACGACCAGAUAAAACAGCAAGUUCAGUUUACAUCACUGUGGCGGUCUCCAAAGCAUGAACCCAUGUAUUGCUUACUUAAAGAGGACCAGUGCGAGAGAGUGGGAGUAAUCAACAUGCCACCUCCUACAGGGGGCUGGCCUGAAAUAGUGCAUUGGGUAGAGAAAUUGAUUGUUGGUGAGACAGAGUUCACCAUGAAAGUGCUU
This is a messenger RNA of Mya arenaria, 1878 nucleotides long. RefSeq names its product heat shock 70 kDa protein 12A-like. Lineage: Eukaryota; Metazoa; Mollusca; Bivalvia; Myida; Myidae. Bases 192 to 1733 code for a protein of 513 amino acids. The transcript has a single exon. The record is from RefSeq and is a predicted model, not a curated record. Gene Ontology annotation, molecular function: ATP-dependent protein folding chaperone; ATP binding.